AAAGCAAUUAAAAAUAUGUUUACAAUCCAUUGAAUCCAGUUACAAUACAUUACAAUGCAAUAAUAUUUCCAAUAAUGCAACCAAUUUAUAUGGCGGGUAAUAAUACCGACAUUGAUUCUGGCGCGUAUUUAUAUAUUGCCGUCGACGUUGGCACAAGCAGUGUUCGGACUGCGGUAGUUGAUAGAGAAGGACGCAUUAUUGAAUAUUCCUCAGAAGAUAUUAGCAUUUGGCAACCCUCGCCUGAGUUGUACGAACAAUCAUCUGAAAAUAUUUGGAAAUGUUUAUGUUCUGCAGUAAGGAAAGCAUGCAGCAAGGUUAAUAAAGGCAACAUUCGUGGUAUCGGAUUUGAUGCAACAUGUUCAUUAGUGGCUCUUGACAAACAUGGCAAUCCUGUGUCAAUUACACCCAACAAGGCAACCAAUAGAAAUAUUAUUUUAUGGCUUGAUCACCGAGCUGUGAAAGAAGCUGAGAUUAUCAAUACCACAGGACAUGAUGUACUUAAAUUUGUUGGAGGCAAAAUUUCUCCAGAGAUGCAAGCACCAAAAAUUUUAUGGUGUAAGAAAAACUUAGAAGAAGAAAGAUGGAAGGAUAUUUCUGUCUUCUUUGACCUACCAGAAUUUUUGUCUUUCAAAGCUACUGGUUCCUAUACUAGAUCUUUAUGCUCUUUGGUCUGCAAGUUUAACUACAUGGGGCAUUCUUCACAACAGAUCAAUGGUAAUUCAGGUUGGAUCCCUUCAUUUUGGAGUGGUAUAGGCCUAUCGGAAUUUGUUGAAGAUGAUUUUAAAAUAUUAGGUGGCAAUUCUGUCUCUAUGCCAGGUAAACCCCUUGCUCAUGGACUAUCAGUACAAGCUUCUCAAGAUCUCGAUCUACCAACUGGGUUACCUGUGGCUACUUCGUUAAUCGAUGCUCACGCUGGUGGACUGGGGGUAAUUGGUGCAGCUGUCAAGGAUGAACUGUCAUGCGAAUCACUCACGUCAAGAUUAGCAAUUAUUUCUGGAACUUCUAGUUGUCAUAUGGCAAUAGACGAGCGACCUUUGUUUGUAGACGGAGUAUGGGGACCAUAUUAUUCAGCUAUGGUGCCAGAUUUAUGGUUAAACGAAGGUGGUCAAAGUGCAACUGGGAAAGUGAUCGAUCAUAUUCUUGAAACACAUCCUGCGUGGACCGAACUUGUAGAAAAAGCAAAACAAAGCGCGUGUACGAUGUACGAAAAGUUAUAUAGUAUUCUGGAAGAAUCUGCGCAGGACCAGGAACAUUAUGCUUUGUUAACUAAUGACUAUCACGUCUAUCCUGACUUUCAUGGUAACAGAUCACCAAUUGCAGAUCCGACAUUGAAAGGAAUGGUGACAGGGCUAACUUUAACAAAUGAUCUCAAAAGUUUAGCAGUUUUAUACUUGGCUACAAUACAAGCUUUGUCUUGUGGAACGAGGCAAAUUAUAGAACGUUUAAAUUCAUGUGGGCAUAAUAUCAAAGCAAUAUUUAUUUGUGGUGGACUUUCCAAGAAUUCUUUGUUUGUUCAAUGUCAUGCUGACGUCACAGGUCUUCCACUCGUUUUACCACGUGAAACAGAUUCGGUGUUGGUGGGUUCUGCGAUUUUGGCAGCGUAUGCUGCUGGUGAUUUUAAAACAAUGAAGGAUGCAAUGGCCUGCAUGAGCUCGGCUGGUAAUGUUCUUCAUCCGAAUUCUAGUACAAAAAGGUUUUAUGAGAAAAAAUAUCAAGUAUUCCAAAAGAUGUAUCAAGAUCAACUCGACUACCGUAGGAUCAUGUGUUGAACACUGGCAAUGGCUGGCGUGGAGACAUACUUUGAUUUUGAUGCGGAGACAUUUCAAAUAACUGAAAAGAAGAGGCUUAGCAGUUCCUCAGGUACUUCAGGAGACGUUUUAACUC
Dendronephthya gigantea is the source of this 1884-nucleotide messenger RNA. RefSeq names its product FGGY carbohydrate kinase domain-containing protein-like. The record is from RefSeq and is a predicted model, not a curated record. The coding region runs from base 75 to 1769 and encodes 564 amino acids. The transcript is spliced from 15 exons. NCBI's taxonomy places the organism in Eukaryota, Metazoa, Cnidaria, Anthozoa, Malacalcyonacea, Nephtheidae. Gene Ontology annotation, molecular function: kinase activity; phosphotransferase activity, alcohol group as acceptor. Gene Ontology annotation, biological process: carbohydrate metabolic process.